Molecule: messenger RNA, 705 nt
Organism: Dissoconium aciculare CBS 342.82
Lineage: Eukaryota; Fungi; Ascomycota; Dothideomycetes; Mycosphaerellales; Dissoconiaceae
Exons: 1
Coding region: 1-705 (234 amino acids)
Source: RefSeq, a predicted model, not a curated record
AUGGAGCUGAUGGAGCUUUCCACAGAGCUCAGAAUACUGAUCUACGAAUUUCUCCUCGUCUCCGAUGAACCACUCCGUAUCGGGCUGAAUCGGACUCCCUGGCCACCGGAACUGACCUCUGGCAUCUGCUGUCCUGGAGGAAAACUCCGUCCCAUGCCAGCAUAUCCUAUCGGCUGCCUUUUCGGCGAUAAGCCUGACGUGUGCGGUAUCAUUCUACGCGUCUGCAAGACGAUCUACCUGGAGGCAAGCCCAUUGCUGUACACGCAGAACAUAUUCCACUUUUCCAGCUCCACGACAUCCUGCGAACUUCUCGGGCCGUUUCUUGAACGCAUCAGCUCCCAAGCCAGACUUCUCCGCCACAUCAUCGUUGAAAUCUCUGGCCAUUCGGACCGACAAAGCUGGUCAUACGUCGAAACUAGCUUUUGGACCUUUGCGAGACUUGUCGAAGUAAGCCCGGCAGUCGAGACCGUAUGCCUAAGAAUUGAUCCCAUCUGGCUGCUAGGACUGCAUUUCUCAACUCGGGGCAUUAAGGUCUUUCGGAGAAUUAACGACAUUUUGAGGCGAUCUGGGAAUAUAAAAACCAUUGCACUAGAGUCUAAUUCCUCUGAAAUCGGCGGGGCUCAAGCGAGCUACAACCUUGUAGACCUGAUGCAACCGGAUUUCAGAGCCGAAAUCUUUGAUCUCGGGUGGAAAAUCAUUAGUUGA